AUGGCGGGCGGCGGGCCCAGCGGGGAGGCGCUGACGCGCGAGUACGAGAAGCUGCGGCACCUGCACGUGGCGGGGCGCGAGGGCGUGGGCGCGUGGUUCUGGCGCCACAUGAGCCCGAUCCUGAUCAAAAAUGACGGAGGGGCGCCCAAGGAGGUUAAAUUGCAGUGCGAGUUUUGCAAGAAACGGUUCUCUGCACGCAACCCCAGUCGCACGGCAAAGGACCACCUGAAAUCGGGCGCAUGCUCAGAGUUCCAAAAGACGGAGGAAUUUGCGGAGAUGCGGCGGAAGGGCAGCGCGGCGAGCGUGGGCGGGAGAAUGGUGCGGCGAGAGGAUCCGGGCAUGGGGGACAAGGCCGACGGGCUGGGCAUCCCGGGGGCGGGGAAGCGGCUGAGGGUCGACAGCAUGGGCCACGGGCUGGCGGGCUUCGCCAUGGCCCCGCCGUGCCCGCCGGGCGCGGAGAUGGCGCCCGGGCACACGAUGCAGGACGACCUGGCGGCGGAGUGCCAGUACGCCGCCACGCUGCUGUCGAUCGGAAGAGAGGACAACGGAGCCACACACGAGGACCUUGUGCACAACCGCGUUGUUGGCGUCCUGGGGGGCGGCCAACUGGGGCGGAUGCUUGCGCUGGCGGCGGCUCGCCUUGGGGUGCGCAUUCGGACACUUGACCCCAUCGAGAAUGCGCCCUCCUCUUCAGUAGGGGCUGAGCACAUCGUCGGCAGCUACCAGGACAGGGAAAAGAUCAUGGAGUUUGCCCAGGGCUGCGAUGUGGUGACUGUUGAGAUUGAGCACAUCAACACCGAGGCACUGGAAGAUGUCCGGUCGGAGCUGGGCAUCAACGUCCACCCAAGUCCAGAAACACUCAGGAUAGUCCAGGACAAAUUCACCCAAAAGCAGCACCUGAUGGAACACAACAUCCCCGUCACGCAGUGUGUGGAGAUCAACACACCAGAUGACCUCCAGAACGCCUGUGCAAACGGAUAUCCCGUGAUGCUCAAAGCCAGGAGGUUGGCGUACGAUGGUAGGGGCAGCUACCUGAUCAGCAGUGCCGAGCAGCUGGACGAGGCUGUGGAGACGUUGGGUGGCUAUUCCAGCGGCCUUUACGCAGAGCAGUGGGUGUCCGCAACCAAGGAGCUGGCUGUGACGGUGACCCGCACCCGCGAGGGUCAUGUCCUGUCUUUCCCUGUCGUGGAGACCAUCCACAAGGAAGAUGUCUGCUUUGUGACGGAGGCACCUGCAAAUGUGCCGCAUGAGGUGGCCACUGAGGCACGCACCAUCGCCGAGAGGGCGGUGGCUUGUCUUGAUGGCGCAGGAGUCUUUGGUGUGGAGCUCUUCUGGGUGGAGUCCGGGCCCGUCAUCCUCAACGAGAUCGCCCCCCGGCCCCACAACGCCGGCCACUACACCAUGGACGCCUGCCAGACGUCCCAGUUCGAGCAGCACCUGCGGGCGGUGCUGGGCUGGCCGCUGAGCGACCCGAGCAUGACGUACGGCUGCUGCGUCAUGUACAACAUAGUGGGCGAGGACGACGGGGAGGAGGGCCUGAAGCGGGCCCAGGCGCUGCUGGCGCGGGCCAGGGGCCUCAGGGGCGCCCACGUGCACUGGUACGGCAAGGAAGACGUCGCGAAGAAGCUGAAGAUAGGCCACAUCAACAUCGUGGCAGGGACUCGAGAGGAGGCACGGGAACAGCUUGGCGCCUUGGACCCCAUGGCUGCGCAUUCACUGCAGGCCACUGACGUUCGACAGCAGAUGCCCAAUGGACACCCUAGCCAGGCAGUGGUUGGCAUCAUAAUGGGCUCCGACUCUGACUUGCCCACGAUGGCGCCCGCAGCAGAGGUCCUUGAGGACCACUUCGGUGUGCCUUGUGAGGUGAAGAUCGUGUCUGCGCACAGGACGCCAGAGAGGAUGGUUGAAUAUGCCAAGACUGCACACAUAAGGGGCAUCAAGGUCAUCAUUGCUGGGGCAGGCGGUGCUGCCCACCUCCCGGGCAUGGUUGCUGCCAUGACACCCCUGCCAGUGAUCGGUGUCCCCAUGACACCUGAGGGCGCCCACCUCGACGGCCUGGACGCCCUCAUGUCGAUCGCCCAGAUGGCCGAUGGCGUCCCAGUGGCCACAGUGGCCAUCGGCAAUGCCACAAAUGCUGGUCUGUUGGCCAUUCGGAUCCUGGCCGCCAACGACAAUGCGCUGCUCCAGUCCAUGAUGCACUACCAGGAGAACAUGAAGAAAAGCGUCACGGACAAGGCCAUCCGGCUAGAGGAGCACGGCUGGAAGAGCUACAAGAAGUAG
Messenger RNA from Ostreobium quekettii, 2280 nucleotides. Lineage: Eukaryota; Viridiplantae; Chlorophyta; Ulvophyceae; Bryopsidales; Ostreobiaceae. The record is from the annotation of a GenBank genome assembly.